Molecule: messenger RNA, 1520 nt
Organism: Camelina sativa (false flax)
Lineage: Eukaryota; Viridiplantae; Streptophyta; Magnoliopsida; Brassicales; Brassicaceae
Product: protein NEOXANTHIN-DEFICIENT 1
Source: RefSeq, a predicted model, not a curated record
AAGCUUCAAAGAGAGAAGGGAGCACACAAGUUUUUUUGAUUGGACAAGGAAAAGAACACAAAAAAAGCCUAUCCACAUCCUCUUCUAUUACCAAUACCAACGAACGUUCCCCUUUCUCUCUGUCGGUUCCUCUUCCUUUUUUAUUUUAUACUACUAAAAGAUUUUGGAAUUUACAAAAAAGUUUUCAUUUUUAAUCUUCAUAAAAGAACGAACAGCUGCUCAAUCAAAAUUCACAGGCUUCGAUCUCGCUAAAGGCGAAACCUUUCGCUCCUUAUCUGAUUCCUCUCUUGAAACCCAGUUCAACUUCUCGAGGGUUUUGUUAAACAAGAUUGCAUCAAUCCAUGGACGUUGAUGAAAGGAGGAUUUCAUCUGGCUAUGCCAAGCCUCCUUGGAUUUUCAAAGGAAGUGCGUUGUACCAGAUUCAUCUUGUAAAAGCUGCGACAGCUCGAGCAUUCAUCCCCAAGGAGUUUCGACUAGUUGAAGCUUUUGGAUACACGCUUGGUGGGUUUUUCCUUGCUAGCUACGAUGAUAGCCCCGCUGGUGUCUUUGAUGAGCUUGUUGUAAUUGCAGGAAUAGUAUGGAACCCUCCUACAUCAUGCGCAUGGGCUGCGAGGGUUCUUGUGAACAGCGAUGAGGCUUGUCAUCAUGGACGUAAGGAAGUAGGACUCCCAAGCCAAGUUGCAAGAUUUUCAAAAAUCACUGCAGUUCCAAAGCGAAAAAGGAACAGAGCUUUUGGUUUCUUGGACACAUUUGGGUUGGGAACUACUCUGGCUCAUCCUGAGGAUUUGAUGGAGGUUAAAGUUAGUGAAGUUGAUGCUGCUGCUUCUGCAGAUAUCUGCAAUAUCCAAAUUAGAUCAGACGAGACUAAAGUCGGAAACUGGAUGGGACCUGCAAUCAAAAUGGCUCUCCCGAGUUUUAGUGGCAAUACUAAGUACUACUCGAACCUGCUCAAAUACUCAUGCCACCUCCACUGCAGGGUGAGGCCAGUGAGACCUGCGGUUGUAUCAGGAGCUUUGGAAGAUGAGACAGAAAUUUUGUCAGAAUGUAAACAGACAUCACAAGAGAUGCUUGAAAAUGAAAGGCGGUUAAGCAUAGCUGUGAUGCUAUCGAAACCAAUCAUAGCACUUCAGUUCAAAUGCUUAACAAUGCAAGUAGAAGCUCCUGUUGUAAUUCACCCUUCAAAGUAAACACAACACUCAAAUUCCAAGAACAUACAACUUCCUCCUUCCUACAAGAAUUCUUCAGGAAGAGGAUGACCGCCCAGGAACGCCUUGAAAAGCACGAGUGAUCUCUCAGGCUGUGAGAAUGGGACCUCGUGUGAAGCUCCUCGCACCGUUGCAAAUGACAAGACAUUCCCAUAGACUUGAGUCCACCCGCCAACCUAAAACACCAAGUGCAAUGUGUUAGUUUUGUUUUGAUCAUUCUUUUCGUACUAUUAGAGAAUGUUGCUUCUUUACCUGUUGUCCUGCAAACCAGACUCGAUAAGGCACACUUGUUCUCAGCCCCAAUUGUUUGGCCAA